AUGCUCGCUGCGGCCACUGCUCUGCUUGCUCUCCCCAUCGUCGCCGCUGCCGGGGGUUACAACCCGCUCCGUGCUCGUGCCGACCCGGCCUCUGGCUGCACAUGUGCCGGCCAGACUGCUCCUUCCUCCUCGGACGCCCUCUUCUACCCCUACACUUCUAACGGCCUCGGAUGGUGCUUUGAGAAUGGGGUCAUGAUGCCAGCGUGGCAGGCGCAGGUCCUCGCGGCACUCGACUCGGGUGUGGCCAGCACCUACCUCAACACCCCCGUCGCCCUCCAGGUCUGUACAGACAACGGCAUUACUGGCGACAACGCGGCCUGCGCCGCCUAUCUCAUCAAUGAGUUUACUAUUGCCAUCCUCAGCUCAGACUUGAGCUCGACCACCCUUCUCACCAUUUGCGAGUACCCCAUCGACCCCGAUUGGUACACCCUCGUCGACUGCCAGUGCACCGUCUCGUGUAACCCGGGCUUUGACCGCUGCGGUGACUCGUGCUUUGACCCUACGAGCUACGAGUGUGUCUCUGGCGUCGUCUCGGAAUCCGUUCAGAUCACACGUCGUCGUCGCUGGUUCAUGUGCGCGCCGGGCCUCGACCCGUGCUCCACCGGCGCCCCCGGCUGGGAGUGCCUCGACACCUCGUCCGACAUUGAGGCCUGCGGCGGAUGCCCCGGCACCCCAGAGGCCGUGGACUGCACCGAGCUUCCCGGCGCUUCGGCCGUCACCUGCCGCGGUGGCCAGUGUGUUGUCGAGGGCUGCUCGCGCGGCCACAACCUCGUCGACAACGACAAAUAA
Messenger RNA from Apiotrichum porosum, 789 nucleotides. RefSeq lists its product as uncharacterized. The record is from RefSeq and is a predicted model, not a curated record. Lineage: Eukaryota; Fungi; Basidiomycota; Tremellomycetes; Trichosporonales; Trichosporonaceae. The coding region runs from base 1 to 789 and encodes 262 amino acids. The transcript is spliced from 3 exons.